AUGGCGCAGCUUUACAGCCUCCCCGCCGAGAUUGUAAAUCAUCUCUUGGGCUUUAUCCCCAGAUCUGAUCUCCUCAAUCUGUCCUAUGUCAGCCGAGCUCUGCGCCGAUCUGUCGAGCCAUUCCUGUAUUCGACCAUUGCUCUCGACUGGGAUUACCAUAAGGUACCUCCGAUCAUCCCUCUUCUUCGCACCCUCCUCCAGAAGCCAGAGCUUUUCGCCUACAUAGACUCCGUAUCCAUGGUUGGAAAUGAGUUUUCCAUUGGAACACGACCUAAGCCUCUGGACCUAACCAAGAUGCCGUUGGACUUGUUUCUAGCUGCCAUCGAGAAGACCCAGGUACCUUAUACCAGUCUUUGGGUUGAUCAAUUGAAAUCAGGUUCAGGCAGCAUGGAUGCACUUGCUGGUUUGCUCAUUGCCAAUCUUUGCAAGAUAAGAUUCCUUGCAAUCACCCACAAUUUUAUCGACAGGUUCAAAGUCACUAGCCGAGUUCUUCAGUCCAAGAUCCUUGGCCAAAUACCCAAUUAUUCCGCAGUCUUUGGCCGCCUGCCCAAAUUUGAACAGCUGAACCGGCUUAUUUAUUCCAAGGAGCGCUCCUCUUCAGACCAUGAUAUCUUCCCGGACGUGAUAUCUCUAUUUUAUCUUCCAACAGCCAGGGACUUGGUUGUCAAUAUAGCGAACCCCGAGAUACCAUUUGAGUGGCCUGCAGGAGAGCCCGACUUCAGCCACCUGACCUCGCUUGAAGUCGAUUGGGUCUAUCCGCGCUGCUUGGCCAAGAUUCUUGACCACACGUGCAAUUUGAAAUCGCUCUACUGGAAUUGGCAAUAUGAUCAGUAUGGCACUGAGGAAUCCGGUUCCCUUUUGGACUAUAAUCAUAUUAUCACGGCCCUAACACCCAUCAAGAGAACCCUGGAGAAGCUCCAUUUCCGCUUGGAAAAGAGCUCGCUCGAGUAUAUUGACGAAGGGAUAGCCACCGCAGGAUCAUGGGAUGGCCUUUGCGACUUUGAGCGGCUCGUUCAUCUUGACGUUCCCUUGAUAUCUCUUACCGGCGUGGAUUCCAAUCCUGAACCUAUGGAGCGCCAUAUCCCGCCCAGUGUUGAAACGCUCUGCCUUACGUCCGCUAUGCUGGUUCAUGAAGAUGCAGUCCUGUGGGUGAUAUAUCCGGAAGAUGUUUCAGAAGAGGAGCUUGAGGAAAUGACUAUGGAGGACUGGCACCCAGAACAAUAUGUAUUCAGGACGAUCAAGGCCUUAGCGGAGAAUUGCCCACAAAAGCUGCCACGACUGCGUCGCAUAGACUUCGUUGGUGAGCACGGAACAUGGAGCGCGCGGAUGGGUCCGUUGAUGAGUGAGGCUAAUCUUGAGCAUGAUGUUGAGCUCCAGCCAAUACACGAGGUAUACUGGCAUAAACGCCGCCUUCCCGGCUAUGUUUGGGAUAACUAG
Molecule: messenger RNA, 1437 nt
Organism: Clonostachys solani
Lineage: Eukaryota; Fungi; Ascomycota; Sordariomycetes; Hypocreales; Bionectriaceae
Source: the annotation of a GenBank genome assembly